Peromyscus eremicus (cactus mouse) is the source of this 1325-nucleotide messenger RNA. It is a transcript of the gene Dpf3, whose product is annotated as double PHD fingers 3. Gene Ontology annotation, cellular component: nucleus. The transcript has 12 exons. The coding region runs from base 1 to 1245 and encodes 414 amino acids. The record is from RefSeq and is a predicted model, not a curated record. Lineage: Eukaryota; Metazoa; Chordata; Mammalia; Rodentia; Cricetidae.
AUGGCCACAGCAGCUGUAUCCUCAGCUCCUCCUUCCCAGGGGCUCCAACCUCUUUGGAUUAACGUGCCACUGGCCUCCGGUCCCUACCCUGCUUUCUCUGGAGUUCUGCCACAGGUGGUGUGGCGCUGGGUCCAAACCACGCUUGGGGACCAGUUCUACAAGGAAGCCAUUGAGCAUUGCCGGAGCUACAACUCACGGCUGUGUGCAGAGCGGAGCGUGCGUCUGCCCUUCCUGGACUCGCAGACUGGGGUAGCCCAGAACAACUGCUACAUCUGGAUGGAGAAGAGGCACCGAGGCCCAGGCCUUGCUCCGGGCCAGCUGUACACGUAUCCAGCCCGCUGCUGGCGCAAGAAGCGACGAUUACAUCCACCAGAGGACCCGAAGCUUCGACUCCUGGAAAUAAAACCUGAAGUAGAGCUGCCCCUGAAGAAAGAUGGAUUUACCUCUGAGAGCACCACAUUGGAAGCCUUGCUUCGUGGUGAGGGUGUGGAGAAGAAGGUGGAUGCCAGAGAGGAGGAAAGCAUCCAGGAAAUACAGAGGGUUUUGGAAAAUGACGAAAAUGUAGAAGAAGGGAAUGAAGAGGAGGAUUUGGAAGAGGACAUUCCCAAGCGCAAGAACAGGACCAGAGGACGGGCUCGUGGCUCUGCAGGUGGCAGGAGGAGACAUGAUGCCGCUUCUCAGGAAGACCAUGACAAACCCUACGUCUGUGACAUCUGUGGCAAACGCUACAAGAAUCGGCCGGGACUCAGCUACCACUAUGCUCACACUCAUCUGGCCAGCGAGGAGGGGGAUGAAGCCCAAGACCAGGACCCCCGGUCCCCGCCCAACCACAGAAAUGAGAACCACAGACCCCAGAAAGGACCGGACGGGACCGUCAUUCCCAACAACUACUGUGACUUCUGCUUGGGGGGCUCCAACAUGAACAAGAAGAGCGGGAGGCCUGAAGAGCUGGUGUCCUGUGCAGACUGUGGACGCUCUGGUCACCCAACUUGUCUGCAGUUCACUCUGAAUAUGACCGAGGCGGUCAAGACCUACAAGUGGCAGUGCAUAGAAUGCAAGUCCUGUAUCCUGUGUGGGACCUCGGAGAACGACGACCAGCUACUCUUCUGCGAUGACUGUGACCGUGGUUAUCACAUGUACUGUUUAAAUCCCCCAGUGGCCGAGCCCCCCGAAGGAAGCUGGAGCUGCCAUUUAUGCUGGGAGCUGCUCAAAGAGAAAGCCUCAGCCUUUGGCUGUCAGGCCUAGGGCCUCAGGUCACAGAAUGUGACGUGCCACCAGAGAGGCUGAACUGGAGUUCUGUUUGAUCCAGAUGGAGCUCUCCUCCC